AUGUCCAACCUCUCAACCACCACCCAAACCUCCGCCACCUCUUCCCCCGGCAACAGCAGCAGCAGCAGCAACAAAACCACCAAGUUCCUGCUCCCGCCCUUCUCCAACACCACCAAGAAGAACAAGAAACCCUCCCCCUCCCCCUCGCUCCUCCUCAUGCUCUUCAAGCCUGAGCUGUCGAGUGUUACGCAGCUGGCGCGGAAGGAGAAGAUGGCGAAGAAGGAGAAGAAGGACAAGGACAAGGAGGAAAAGAAGGACAAGUGA
Molecule: messenger RNA, 264 nt
Organism: Hymenoscyphus albidus
Lineage: Eukaryota; Fungi; Ascomycota; Leotiomycetes; Helotiales; Helotiaceae
Source: the annotation of a GenBank genome assembly